CGCAGCGCUCGCAUAAACAUGGUUUCUAGUUUCCUCACGAGGAAAUAAUGAUCGCUUUUUUUCUGUAGUAGGGCUUCAUUUUUUUUGCAUUAUAUAUUAAGACAUUAUCCAUUCAUUCCGUGGCUGAAUGCGUCUCGGUAGGCAAUAUUUCGAAGAACGAGUACGCGCGCGAGAAAUCGCGUGCAAGACGAUGUCCUUGAUCGAUGCAAGUGACAUUUAAAUCUCGCUAGUUCGUGUGAUUGUUUCCUUCCGUCUCAAUGAUGGCGGAUGAAUCGUUCACUGAUGGCAGAGCAUCGGAAGAACCAUACACAAGGGUACGAACCUUGGGACGUGGGGCAUUCGGCGAGGCAGUUUUGUAUCGCAAAACAGAGGACAAUGUGCUUGUUGUUGUAAAGGAAGUGAACUUGAGUCGAGCAACUGACAAGGAGAGAGUGGAUGCAGAAAAAGAAGUGGAAAUUCUCUCCUUACUAAAUCACACUAAUAUUGUGACAUAUUUUAAUCAUUACAUUGAUGGUACAUCACUGCUCAUUGAGAUGGAAUAUUGCAAUGGUGGAACUCUGAAUGACAAGAUAUAUGGUCAAAAGGAAUUAUUUGCUGAGGAGAUUGUGAUCUGGUAUUUCUUUCAAAUUUGUUCUGGAAUGAGUCAUAUUCAUGAAUGUGGUGUUGUUCACAGAGAUAUCAAGACCCUAAACAUCUUCCUGACCAAAUCUGGACUGGUAAAACUUGGAGACUUUGGCAUAGCAACUGUAUUAAAAAGCUCCAAAGAAUACAUGGCAGAAUCUGUUGUUGGAACACCAUAUUAUAUGUCACCAGAGAUUGUCCAGGGACAAAAGUACAACCAAAAGAGUGACAUGUGGGCUCUGGGGUGUGUCCUAUAUGAGAUGCUCACCUUAAAAAAAGUGUUUGAUGCAACUAAUCCUCUUAGAUUAGUAUCUGAAAUAGUGAAAGGGAAAUAUGACGAUAUUGAUCCACAGUAUACUCAAGACAUGAACAGCCUGGUAAAAGUCCUGUUGUCGCAGAAUCCUGAAGACCGACCAUCAAUCAAUGGAGUUCUUGCUAUGCCUUUGUUGAGCAAUUUAGGAAGAGAGAUGGAAAAGAAAGUUUGGGAACUAAAUUCUUCAACCAGGCGGGCCAGGCUAGUCAGUGGAUCAACUGAAGUUGUUCCUGUGAUUACAGCCAAAACGAGCGAGGUAUUCUACUGGGGUGGUGGUAAACAAACUCCUCACAAAGUUGACAUGUUCCAGGGAGGUCAUUCUGCCCUGCAGCUUGCUGUUGGUCAGUCUCAUUUUGCUGUUGUCACUGUUGAAAAUGAAUUAUUUACAUGGGCUAAUGCUCAUGGCGGUAAGCAGAUGGUGGGGCAAUUAGGGCAUGGAGAUACCGCCUCUUAUCGCAUUCCCAAACCAGUUGAAGCUUUACACGGAAUUUCUAUCAAACAAGUGGGCUGUGGAGAUGAAUUCACUGCAUGCGUAACAGAGGAAGGUGCUUUGUACACAUUUGGGUCUGACUACUGGGGCUGCAUUGGUUGUAAUAACGAGUUGGACGAAGAAGUCGUAACGCCUUACAAAGUGGAAUUCUUUGUUGAUAAUCCUGUGCUACAAAUAGCGUGUGGCGAGUGCCAUGUUGUAGCUGUUACGGUUUCGAAAGAAGUUUAUUCGUGGGGGUGCGGAGAAUACGGUCGUUUGGGUCUUGGAAAUGAAGACGAUUGUGCUGCCCCACAAAAGGUGGCUGUACCACUGCAGUGUAAGGUUACGUCAGUGUGCUGCGGCUCAGAUUUUACGUUCUUGCUGACCUCAACUGGACGACUGUUGGGUUUUGGUAACAAUGAAGAUAAUCAAUUAGGACUUGAUACACCACAGUCACUCAGGAAAAGACAGACAAAGUCAACCACAGGUCACUUACCAUACGUCACUCUUCCUAAACCUGUUAUGCCUCUUAACAAGUACAGCGUAACCUCUGUUUCAGCCGGGAGAUCACAUUCAGCUGUUAUAGACGCCUACGGCCGGCUGAUAACAGUGGGGUCCAAUAGGUUCGGGCAGUUGGGGGUGGGGGAUUUCAAGCCCCGGGCGGGGCCCUCUAUCAUCGGUGGAGAAAUGGUCGGUAAAAAGAUUGUACAUGCUGCAUGUGGAGAUGACUUCACCGUUGUUGCUACCGCAGAUAAUCAGAUCUACUCGUGGGGUAGGGGCGACAAUGGUCGACUUGGUGUAUUGACUGACAGCCUCGCACGGGCAAAGGGUGGAAUCCCGUGCACAGCUGUCCCCAGGCCUAUUUUUGGUGCCUUACACGUGAUGUCUUGCGUGGCGUGUAGACACUGGAAUUCUCUUAUCGUGGCUGAACGUGUCCUCAGCUCGCGGACUGUCAAACGUGGAGGGUCCCAAGGACGAUCUCUGGAGUCACAGUCAUCGGGUGAUAACGGCGGAGAUUCAGUCUUUUCAGAGCAGAUGAGAUUGGACAUCGAUCAUGACAGUGGCCCCGCCCUUCCGAAUGUCCACUUUAGCGAAACUAAGGACUCCGGUGUGGGCCGCUCGCCUCGGGACCCUGGGCCCGGCUCCGGCCUCAGGAGUCUGGGAGAGAGCAGUGUACCACCAGCGUGGCUCCAGGAUGAGCUUGAUCAGGCGGAGUACAUUUCCAUUGGUUCAAGCAGCUCGCACAACUCCAGCAGGAACCCGUCCCAGGCUAACGCAUCCAGUAAUGAACGUAGUUUGUCCAAUUCUGAGGGCAGUGUCCCAGGCUGGCUGAAAAAUGAACUUCGUGAAGCUGAGUAUAUUCCCAGACAUGGCCCGUCACCAACUCCCCCUCCAAACCAAUGUGAAAUCUCGAUGACGUCUGUAGCGGUCCAGUGUGAUCUUCAGCCAGGUGAUGUUCAAGAAAUGGCAGCCCGGCUUUUACAGCUAGAGCAAGAGAAUGCAAAGCUUAGAGAAACUUUAGCUCAGCAAAGUACCAAAAUGAGGACUCUAAAGCGAGAGAAUGCCACUUACAUCGCAAACCAGAAGAGGUUUUGGGAAUUAAUCGAUUCGUGGCACAAAGAUUGUCAACAAGCCUCUGCGCUGACUUCCGAUAAUAAAGCGGAGAAACAUAGCAGUGGUCCAGCUCACGACUUUACCGACUCCUCCGAUGAAACUUGGGAUGUGUGAUAUACCGGUGGAUAUCGCGCGUAUUUCCCUCGGACUCCGAAAAAGGGGUUUGUGACUUCAGUAGCUGGUUGAAUCUCAGACUUUCGUUAGAAACAGAGAAUUCAUCAACAGAGCACGGUAUACCAAACCAUGACAACAUAGGUAGUGAUAUUUUCAAUAUGGUCAUUUUGUGUCUGGCACGACGUGGAGGCAAAUUUACUCUCUCAGUCAGAUUAGUCGAGAACCUCAUUCUUAGUGGCUGUGUAUUGGUAGGGAAUGUUAUCCUAUGGCUCUCUGUCACGCCAGGUUAGAAGGUCAAGUCAUCUUAGUGUAACUGUAUGCUUAAUUUGUUGUGCCGUUGCACGUCUUGGCCAAAUUUCCAUAGUUCUUGCAUUAACCUGUUACGCUUUCGUAUUGGUAGCGAGAUGUGAGUUAAUCAGUUAUACAAUUUCGUAACCUAGCCACAUCUUCACGAGAAGUGAAAUUAGUGUGUCACGCAAGGCGGUAAGCCCUUGUUUUUUUAGCUGAGCUGAAAAACUGGCUUUAAUUAACGAUCAAAAACUAUGAGGAAUGUGAGACUGCGUGACUGAUCGAUCAUAAGUAGCGAUGUAAUUGACAUUUUUAUAGAAAAUUUGGUUAACUAUCGGUGAUGUAGCUUGCGAGCAGGCUCUCAUUACCAGCGCUGCAGCGCGAUUUUUUCCGCCCGCGAGAAGAUUGGAGACGAGUCGGGUAGAGGCCUGUCAGGGGUCUGGCACGGCUCAUUAGCAGUGCUAGACUACUUGUAGAACUCUCACUGGCUUGUGUUCCUCUAGGCUUCAAACUUAGUUGCGGGCGAAGUGAAAUUAGUGUGAUACGCUCCCACAGAAGGGCGGGUGAUGAGAGCCUGCUCUGAGGCUAUCAGGCUAUCAGUGGUGUAGUCAUGAAUUCAAAACAAGAUUUCGAUAACUAGGAACCCGCUAUUUGAAUUUAUUUAAUAGGUAACGGGGAUCUCUCUUGGAAAUUGAAACAAAGGCAACAGCGUUUUAUUUAUCGUUGUUUAUAUUUAAGAAAAAACUCCAGGUUGUAAAAUUUCUUAUCAGUAAUGUUAUAUUUUUUUAAGAAUCGAAAAGGUUUAUCAAGGGAGGAGAGCUGUUUAUUUUAUUGCAGAACGCGGAAGUACGUUUUAUUUGUUCGAGAAUGAACGAACACUAAACAUAUGAAAAUACCUUAAACAAAUGCACGGGUGAAAGUAAUAAGCACUUUAUUUAUCAUGAGAUGGCAGUAGAGCACGUAUUUAUAGUAGACUAGAUAUUGUAAUAUUUAUUCAUAAUUAGUUAACCAGUUAAUGGGUUAUAACAUGUUGUAGAUUUAUUUAUUGGACAGAAUAAGUAAGAAUAAAUUGAAUUAAAUCGUCUGCUGUCUGUU
Messenger RNA from Pocillopora verrucosa, 4514 nucleotides. RefSeq names its product serine/threonine-protein kinase Nek9. Gene Ontology annotation, biological process: protein phosphorylation. Gene Ontology annotation, molecular function: ATP binding; protein kinase activity. NCBI's taxonomy places the organism in Eukaryota, Metazoa, Cnidaria, Anthozoa, Scleractinia, Pocilloporidae. The record is from RefSeq and is a predicted model, not a curated record.